GCGGGCGGGAGCGAGGCGUCAUCGUUGUAUAUUCAUGAGGCGCGCGCAGCCCGGCAUGCUAAUGAGGCGGGGCGCGGUGGCUGGCUAAAGAGUGGCUGGGCGGCGGCGGCGGGUGCUGAGCUGCCGGGCGGGAGCGGCGUAGGCGCGGGGUCACCGGCCAGCGUGAACCGGGACAUGGAGCCACCCGGCGGGGGCCUGGGGCCCGGCCGCGGUACCCGGGACAAGAAGAAGGGCCGAAGCCCAGAUGAGCUGCCUUCGGCGGGCGGCGACGGCGGCAAAUCUAAGAAAUUUACUCUGAAGCGGCUCAUGGCAGAUGAGCUGGAAAGAUUUACCAGCAUGAGAAUUAAGAAGGAGAAGGAAAAGCCCAAUUCUGCUCAUAGAAAUUCUUCUACAUCAUAUGGGGAUGAUCCUACAGCACAGUCGUUGCAAGAUGUUUCAGAUGAACAAGUUCUGGUUCUCUUUGAACAGAUGCUGCUGGAUAUGAAUCUGAAUGAGGAGAAACAACAACCUUUGAGGGAGAAGGACAUCAUCAUCAAGAGGGAGAUGGUGUCCCAGUACUUGUAUACUUCCAAGGCUGGUAUGAGUCAGAAGGAAAGCUCUAAGUCUGCGAUGGUGUAUAUUCAGGAGUUGAGGUCAGGCUUGCGGGAUAUGCCUCUGCUCAGCUGCCUGGAGUCCCUUCGUGUCUCUCUCAACAACAACCCUGUCAGUUGGGUGCAAACAUUUGGUGCCGAAGGCUUGGCCUCCUUAUUGGACAUUCUUAAACGACUUCAUGAUGAGAAAGAAGAGACUGCUGGGAGUUAUGAUAGCCGGAACAAGCAUGAGAUCAUUCGCUGCUUGAAAGCUUUUAUGAACAACAAGUUUGGAAUCAAGACCAUGUUGGAGACAGAAGAAGGAAUCCUACUGCUGGUCAGAGCCAUGGAUCCUGCUGUUCCCAACAUGAUGAUUGAUGCAGCUAAGCUGCUCUCUGCUCUUUGUAUUCUACCACAACCAGAGGACAUGAAUGAAAGGGUUUUAGAGGCAAUGACAGAAAGAGCUGAGAUGGAUGAAGUGGAACGUUUCCAGCCACUGCUGGAUGGAUUAAAAAGUGGGACCUCUAUUGCACUGAAGGUUGGAUGCCUACAGCUGAUUAAUGCUCUCAUCACACCAGCUGAAGAACUUGACUUCCGAGUUCACAUCAGAAGUGAACUGAUGCGCUUGGGGCUACAUCAGGUGUUGCAGGACCUUCGAGAGAUUGAAAAUGAUGAUAUGAAAGUGCAACUAACUGUGUUUGAUGAACAAGGGGAAGAGGAUUUCUAUGACCUGAAGGGACGGCUGGAUGACAUUCGCAUAGAGAUGGAUGACUUUAGUGAAGUCUUCCAGAUUCUCUUAAACACAGUGAAGGAUUCAAAGGCAGAGCCACACUUCCUUUCCAUCCUGCAGCACUUACUCUUGGUCCGAAAUGACUAUGAGGCCAGACCUCAGUACUAUAAGUUGAUUGAAGAAUGUAUUUCCCAAAUAGUUCUACACAAGAAUGGGGCUGAUCCCGACUUCAAGUGCCGGCACCUCCAGAUAGAAAUUGAGGGAUUAAUUGAUCAAAUGAUUGAUAAGACAAAGGUGGAGAAAUCUGAAGCCAAAGCUGCAGAGCUGGAAAAGAAGCUGGACUCAGAGUUAACAGCCCGACAUGAGCUACAGGUGGAAAUGAAAAAGAUGGAAAGUGACUUUGAGCAGAAGCUUCAAAAUCUUCAGGGAGAAAAGGAUGCACUGGAUUCUGAAAAGCAACAGAUUGCCACAGAGAAACAGGAUCUAGAAGCAGAGGUGUCCCAGCUCACAGGAGAGGUUGCCAAGCUGACAAAGGAACUGGAAGAUGCCAAGAAAGAAAUGGCUUCCCUCUCUGUGGCAGCUGUUGCUAUAGCUCCUUCUGUUCCUAGUAGUGCUACUGUUCCCCCUGCCCCUCCUUUACCUGGUGACUCUGGCACUAUUAUUCCACCACCACCUGCUCCUGGGGGUAGUACCAUAGUUCCUCCUCCUCCUCCACCACCACCUCCUUUGCCUGGGGGUGUUUGCAUCCCCUCACCCCCUUCUUUACCUGGAGUUACUGCUAUCUCUCCACCCUCUUCUUUUCCUGGGGGUGCUAGCAUCCCUCCACCCCCUCCUUUGCCUGGGGGUGCUAGCAUCCCUCCACCUCCUCCUUUGCCUGGGGGUGCUAGCAUCCCUCCACCUCCUCCUUUGCCUGGGGGUGCUAGCAUCCCUCCACCUCCUCCUUUGCCUGGGGGUGCUAGCAUCCCUCCACCUCCUCCUUUGCUUGGUGGUGCUGGAAUCCCCCCACCACCCCCUCCUUUGCCUGGGGGUGCUAGCAUCCCUCCACCCCCUCCUUUGCCUGGGGGUGCUAGCAUCCCUCCACCUCCUCCUUUGCUUGGUGGUGCUGGAAUCCCCCCACCGCCGCCUCCUUUGCCUGGUGGUGCUGGAAUCCCCCCACCACCUCCUCCCUUGCCUGGGGGAGUAGGAAUACCACCUCCUCCUCCCCCUCUUCCUGGUGGUCCUGGAAUCCCUCCACCUCCUCCUUUUCCUGGAGGCCCUGGUAUUCCUCCACCUCCACCUGGCAUGGGUAUGCCUCCACCUCCCCCAUUUGGAUUUGGAGUUCCUGCAGCCCCAGUUCUGCCAUUUGGAUUAACCCCCAAAAAGCUUUAUAAGCCAGAGGUGCAGCUCCGGAGGCCAAACUGGUCCAAGUUUGUGGCUGAGGACCUCUCCCAGGACUGCUUCUGGACAAAGGUGAAGGAGGACCGCUUUGAGAACAAUGAACUUUUCGCCAAACUUACCCUUACGUUCUCUGCCCAGACCAAGACUUCCAAAGCCAAGAAGGAUCAAGAAGGUGGAGAAGAAAAGAAAUCUGUGCAAAAGAAAAAAGUAAAAGAGUUAAAGGUGUUGGAUUCAAAGACCGCCCAGAAUCUCUCAAUCUUUUUGGGUUCCUUCCGCAUGGCCUAUCAAGAGAUUAAGAAUGUCAUCCUGGAGGUGAAUGAGGCUGUUCUGACUGAGUCUAUGAUCCAGAACCUCAUUAAGCAAAUGCCAGAGCCAGAGCAAUUAAAAAUGCUUUCUGAACUGAAGGAUGAAUAUGAUGACCUGGCUGAGUCAGAGCAGUUUGGUGUAGUGAUGGGCACUGUGCCCCGACUGCGGCCUCGCCUCAAUGCCAUUCUCUUCAAGCUACAAUUCAGCGAGCAAGUGGAGAACAUCAAGCCAGAGAUUGUGUCUGUCACUGCUGCAUGUGAGGAGUUACGCAAGAGUGAGAGCUUUUCCAGUCUCCUCGAGAUUACCUUGCUUGUUGGAAACUAUAUGAAUGCUGGCUCCAGAAAUGCUGGAGCUUUUGGCUUCAAUAUCAGCUUCCUCUGUAAGCUUCGAGACACCAAGUCCACAGAUCAGAAGAUGACGUUGUUACACUUCUUGGCUGAGUUGUGUGAGAAUGACUAUCCUGAUGUCCUCAAGUUUCCAGACGAACUUGCCCAUGUGGAGAAAGCCAGCCGAGUCUCUGCUGAAAACUUGCAAAAGAACCUAGAUCAGAUGAAGAAACAGAUUUCUGAUGUCGAACGUGAUGUUCAGAAUUUCCCAGCUGCCACAGAUGAAAAAGACAAGUUUGUUGAAAAAAUGACCAGCUUUGUGAAGGAUGCCCAGGAACAGUAUAACAAGCUGCGGAUGAUGCAUUCUAACAUGGAGAGCCUCUAUAAGGAGCUGGGCGAGUACUUCCUCUUUGACCCAAAGAAGUUAUCUAUUGAAGAAUUUUUCAUGGAUCUUCACAAUUUUCGUAAUAUGUUUUUGCAAGCAAUCAAGGAGAACCAGAAGCGGCGGGAGACAGAAGAAAAGAUGAAGCGAGCAAAACUAGCCAAGGAGAAAGCAGAGAAGGAGCGGCUAGAGAAGCAGCAGAAGAGAGAGCAGCUCAUAGACAUGAAUGCAGAGGGCGAUGAGACAGGUGUAAUGGACAGUCUUCUAGAAGCCCUGCAGUCAGGGGCAGCAUUCCGACGGAAGAGAGGACCCCGUCAAGCCAACAGGAAGGCCGGGUGUGCAGUCACAUCUCUGCUAGCUUCGGAGCUGACCAAGGACGAUGCCAUGACCACUGCUCCUGCCAAGGUGCCCAAGAUGAAUGAGGCCGUCCCCACAAUCCUUGAGGAAUCCAUGGAGUUGGUUGGCCGUGCAAGCUAAUAUGAGUCUGUGACCAUGGCAGCUCCUCAGUGGAGCCCCAGACUGUCCUGCCCUGCAGCAUGUGCCUAAAAGCUCAAGGGGAUAUUCCUCUGAGGCAGCCACUCCCACCACCCUGACCCUGUCUUUCUCUCUGGCCUGCUGCUCUCUGAACAUCACAUACAGCUUCAGCUUGCCUAGAGGCCAGAAGGAAAGGGCAGUGUGGGGGAGGCCUGAGACCAACCCAGCCAGCCCUGGCUGUUGUAUUACCAAAGCAGGGUCCGUGUUUGCUGCCUUAACCCUGUCUCCUGUCUAAUAUUCAGAGGGCCUCAUCUCAGACAAGGCCCAGCCUGCUUUUUUUCAGCCCUGACUUUUUAAUGGGCUUUCUCCCUAGGUCAAUCCUGCUGGAUUUGUGCUUUUCUUUUGUGGUUUCUCUGGCCCUAAGAACAGCAUGGAGCUUGCAAACCUUUGGGCUAGAUCCUAACUUUCAUUGCUGUCGUCUCUGCUCUUCCCUCUCCUGGCUGUGGUUAUUUAUUAUUAGUGGUGUGGCACUGGGAGAUGCUCCUAAGGAAGCAGGGAGCAAAUCCCACCUUUACCCCACCUUCCUGGGAAAGGCCUCCAAAACAAAGGAUCAGGACCGCUUUCCCUGUUGUUUUGUGACCCAGGCUAGAGCCUUUGGGCAGGCAAGCAGGGCAUAGCGACGGUGUGGGACCUGCCCCCAGCGUCUGCCAUGCUUUAUGCCCUUGCCUCUCUGGACCCUCUGCACCAACCCCAGGCUACUGAGCCACGCUCCCUCCUCAUGCCUCCCCUGGAGCUUUGGUGCAUCUCAUCUGGACUAUGGGUUGUGUUGUGACCAUCCCAACCCCUCACCCUCUGUCUACAAGGAAAUGGGAGGUAGAGCCUCCUGGCUGAGAAAUUGUUUUGCAAAUGGAUCUAUUUUUGUAUGAAAAAAAUUUUUUUAAAGAAAACUCUUCCUUCCCCCUUUCCCUUCCAUAAUGUAAGAAGCUUUGGUGGCAGGUUCCAGAGUUCCUGGGAUUUUUCCUCACAGGCCCAAUCCUGAAUGUGCCCCUGGAUCUUCUGGACCCUUGAGGCCAAGGCAGAUCUUCUCUCCCAGAGAAUCUGGGGCAGAAGGAGCUUCCCCUUCUCUGGUUGAGCUGGAUCAGGCCUAAGAGUAGCGGGAGCUCUAAGACCAGAGUUUUUAUCAAUGUAUAAAUGUAUCAAGCCAAAUGUGCAGAUGCUAACUGAACGUUCUGGGGAAGUGGGCACCAGGAGUGCCUUUGUACACUGCACCCCAGCUCUCUUCUAAAAGAGAAGUGGGUGGGCACACUGAACUGUUUGGUGGCUCCAACAUAGGAAGCUCCAAUUCUCUGGCGUAGGGUGACAGUUUUGCCCUCCUUGUGCUCCUCUCAGCUUUCCAUCCCUAGCUAGGAAGAAAAUGGCACUCUUGGGCUUGGCCUAGAAUUAGAGUUGUUAGGGCCAGAGGAAGCUUAGGAAACAUGACGGUAACUACAGUGAGGCCUUACUGCCAGGAGCGCUUGUGUAUAAAGGGGCAACGGCAGCUCCUUUGGGCUAUUCCUGGGAAGACUCUGAUGCAGGGCAUCUGUUGCUCCCCUGGGUCACCUCCUUCUCCCUGCUCGCUGACAUCUGGGGCUUUGACCCUUUCUUUUUUAAUCUACUUUUGCUAAGAUGCAUUUAAUAAAAAACAUAAAAAGUGAAAAAAAGAGGGGUGGGGGACAAAAUGCAAGUUUAUUUCCCUUGCCUCUUAGGGUUCUGGAUGUCAUCACCUCCAGUUUGUUGGUUUUGUUUCCAACUGUUAAUAAAGCAUUGAAACAGCA
Molecule: messenger RNA, 5978 nt
Organism: Callithrix jacchus (white-tufted-ear marmoset)
Lineage: Eukaryota; Metazoa; Chordata; Mammalia; Primates; Cebidae
Source: RefSeq, a predicted model, not a curated record